Molecule: messenger RNA, 3577 nt
Organism: Leptomonas pyrrhocoris
Lineage: Eukaryota; Euglenozoa; Kinetoplastea; Trypanosomatida; Trypanosomatidae
Exons: 1
Coding region: 305-3577 (1090 amino acids)
Source: RefSeq, a predicted model, not a curated record
GCACACGAAAGGAUAUUACUAUCGAGCCACAGCAGCACAAAUCAAAUAGACGCAACAGCGAGAAGGAACGGAGGAAAGAAAGAAAAGACGCUGGUCUCUCUUCAUUCUAUAUAUAUAUUUGUUUGUUUUCUUUAUUUAUUUAUUGUUGUUAUUCCACUGCGUCGUUGUGCCUGUGUGCGAGCGUGGGAUCUCCAUACUUGACGUCGACAGCCACUUCUUGGUCUGCACUACCGCGGCGUUGCGCAUCGUUGCACCCCACGAAGCACCACACACACACACACACACACACACACACGGACUAAAGAUGUCUGCCACAGAUCCCACCGCAAAGACGGUCCCAUCGCAAGCCAAAAAGGAAGCAGAGGCAGCGAAGUCCGACACGGCGUCCACCGCGCAAAGGGACACGGAAAAGGGCGGGAGUGGAGGUGGUCUGUGGGGAUGGCGCAGCCGUCUCAUGAACUGGCGGGGCGACGGCGACAGCGGCCCCGCCGAGGUGCGCACAGAAGGUGCCCCAACAACGCAGGAAGACAAGGCAGAAAAGAAGGAGGCAGCAGCCACGGCCGAAGGUGAAGGCAGCGAGGCCACCUCGGCGGCAGGGGCAGCACCUCCUGCACCAGCGACACGGCCCAUGAACAUCUGGCUGCGUCGCGCGCUCGAGCGGCAGGCGGAGUCGGCCAUCGCGGAGGCUAUUCGAGAUGGCAAGCCCAUCCCUGCCGUGUCAAUGCCGCCGACAACAACAGCCGCGGCGGCGGUAGAGAGCAAAAAGUCCGGCCCGGCAGUGGACGUCAGCAGAGGCGACGACACCGCAGCGAAGGGAACGGCAGAGGGAGUGGCGCCCGCGUCGAAAGUCAGCUUUGCGGAUUUGAUGCGGCAGCACCGCGAGGGUCUGCUGGCCCCUGCGGCGCAGCCUCCGGUAAAGGCAACCAACGUCGUGAAGAAGCCCAAGGCAGCAACGGCGGCAAUGGCAGUGGCCACACAGCACACGACGGAGCCGACAGGCGACACCGCCACCAUCACGCCAACUGCAAAGAAGCGCCGGUCGAAGGCGGCACCCGCAGCAGCGGCAGCGGAGGGUAAAACGCCCAAGAACAAAGGGACGGAGGAAGCAGAGGCAGAAACCGCCGCGGCAGACACCGCAGCCGUGCACCGCGGUGCAGUCCGCAAGCGGGCGAAGGCGGCGUCGGCGCUGAAUAGCGCCUCUGCGAAGCGCACGCAGGACACGAGCGCGGCUGAGUCUGCGUCUGCCACGCCUACGCACACCGUAACCGUAAAAGGAAACAACUCACUGGAAGAGCUGCGAGCACUGCGCAACCGCACCGCGGGCAGCGCCCACAACACCCCCACGCCAGGCGCAGACGGUGCCGGUGCUGCGGAUGCGGAGAGCACGGACGGCUACAGCGAGAAUGCGUUAGACGCGAUUAGCCAGCUUCUCCUGCGCUACUGCCUCGGCGACGCAUCCGCGUCCACGACGGCGAAAACCGCAGGAGAGACCUCGGCAGUUCACAUGAGCACAUCAGGGCCGUCGACAGCACCGACCACCACCACCAUCAACAACGAGCUCGCCUUCUUCAACCAACUGAUGGAACUGUGCGAACAUAACUGCUUGACGGCGGAGUCGCUGGAGCUGCUGUGGAAAAUGUUCCAACACGUACGCGUGCUGCGCCGUCCGGCUCCCCUCGAUGCCGCUGCCGCCGCCGCGCACUCAAGCGAAAAGGCAGAGGAAAGGAGUGACACGAAAGGAGCCCCCAGCUCGGCAGAGCCGGAGGUGGACGCGGAGGCCUACCGGGCCGCCGCACGCCGUCGUGAAUACGUGCAGCAGGUCAUCAUGGUCGUCAUCAACCGCCUGAAGCAGCUGAAACUGAACGAGCAGCAGCAGCGUCGGCAGAAGCACGAGCAAGAACAGGCGUCAGCAGCAACCUCCACCGUCGCACAGGCAGUGGCAGACCGCAGCAACACCGCUGCUGGAGCGGCGCCGCAGCUCGUCAUUGGGCACUCGAUGCCUUCCAUCAAGGUGGGCGGCGUCCCGUUGAACCCGAUCCCCACCGCCGCCACUACCGCUGCAGGCGCAGCAGCGACAACAACGACGACCACAACUCCCCUCGCUGCCCAGCGCGGCAACCCGCCACCCAGCGAACUCUCCUACGAUGAGCAGAUGAGGCGCCUGGCAGGGUGGCGCUCGAUGGCGGAGAUGGCGCGAGGGAACAGCGCGGAGGGCGAGGCGGCAGCCGCAGCAGCGCUGGCGUCGACGAUGGCCGCCUACGGCUACCCCAACCCGUACGCUCACCUCACCGUCUUCUCCCAGCAUCAGCCGGUCGUCCCGCCGGUGGGGUGGCUGUCAGCGAUCUCCUCCCCGUCCCCUUACGGGUUCGCCGGAGCGCGCCCUGGGUCCAAUGGGCAGGGUGCCCGCAACAGCAGCAGCAACAACAACUGUAACACGAGUAGCAUGAGCGUAGCGGCUCGCCUCAUGCCCUCCCCCUUCCCAGGCGCGUUUCCCAUUAUUCCCCCGCCUCCGCCUAUGUCUUCGACGGGUCGUGGUGGUAGUGGAGAAAACGCGAAUGCCAAAGAGGAUCGCGAGACGCAGGAAUUGUUCCGCAUGAUUCGAAAUCAGCUCGCCCAGCCCAUUCAAGGUCACAACCACGGCACGCCGAGCACCACAUCGCCGUCGGUGGUCGACGUGUCGCAGGCGGAGCGUGCGGUCUUGCGUGACGUUCAGGAAGACUUCAAGCAACAGCAACGCAGUGCACGUGGCCUCCUCAGCAACUCCCCAGCACCACCGUCAGCGUCGACGCCGCCAAGUAGCAGUUUAGACGCAUCAGAGGCGCAGGACGGCGUGCCCCACCGCACCGUCUUUGUGUCGCAGGGUACGCAACAGGAGACGAAGGGAGACUCCCCGUCGACGCUUAGCAUCAUUCCCGAAGAAGUGACAGGAGAAGAGACGCCAUCGCAGCUCUCUUCCGUCGCACCAGCUGCCAGCACGACGACCACGACGCUGAACCUCGAGGCGAAGCCGUUUGUUCCCGGCAAGCCGGCUGCCUCCGUCGUGCCCACCGCCUCGGCAGACUCGACGCCCACCAAGACGAAGUUCAACUACAGGGCAGCCCCUUUCGUGCCCGGAGGUCAACUCCACCCCAACCCCAACCCCAAACCCAACAGCACCACCGCAACGCCGCCACACGGGAGGAUCCGCUACGAGGCAGCACCUUUUGAACCCCGCACGAGCAGCAACAGCGGCAGCACUCCAUCGAGUGCAGCGGUAGCGCCGUCGCACAUGAACGCGCAUGCACCUGCGUUCGUACCCACCCAGAAGCCACCGGCGUCCAGCUCGCACCCGCCAUCUCAGGGCAGCCGUAGCAGCAGCAACCACCACGACAGCGGCAGUCUUCUAUCCGCAAACGUGCGCUGCUCUGUGCCUAGCGGCGCACCAAGGACUGCAGACUCGGCAGCGGAUCCGUGGGCGUCGUAUGAGAUGUUUGCGCACUGGCGUGAUAUGAUGGAGGCUUAUUACCAGGGCGUCUUUGCGUCACAGCAGACUGCCGGCACCCCCUCCGCUCUUAGGACACCGCAGAGGUACACGUAA